Molecule: messenger RNA, 1281 nt
Organism: Botrytis cinerea B05.10
Lineage: Eukaryota; Fungi; Ascomycota; Leotiomycetes; Helotiales; Sclerotiniaceae
Exons: 1
Coding region: 162-770 (202 amino acids)
Source: RefSeq, a predicted model, not a curated record
GAAACAAAUCAACAUUAAUGAGUGAAGAGUCUGGUGGUCCUACCAGAAUUUUCGUUGGAAAUCCAUCAAAGAUACACAUUCCUCUUAAUGUUUGAUUUGCCCUACUUCUCGUCUCAUUUAACAUUAUCUUAUUUCGAUCAGAAAGCCACUACAAUGUAAACAUGCGCGGUGGAGAUAGAUACAGAGGUACUGGAUGGCAUCAUGAUGAAGCACAUUAUCGUCGUGACAACCGAAACGGCUCGCAUGUACAAUGCGCAUCAGCUCGAACCCAGCAUGAUUCUCACUUGGGUCAUCACCGUAUUCAGGACACUCGCUAUUGGUAUCGAAACCCAGAAUAUCGGAACAAUCUCUCACUUCGUCGGUCCAAUCAAAAUUCCAUAUUAAAUCGACCCAAUCACCAUUUCCUUGCAAAAUCCAAACACCUGAAAGAGUACCUUUUGACAUCUCUGAAGUCGCACAUAGACAGGAUAGAGCAAUGGUUGCCAGAAAACGAGUGUGGGGGCGGUGACAACCAGGUCGACUCACCUAAUGUUAAAAGUAACGAAGAAAUGGACUGGCAAUUGGAACGAGAGCUGGUCGUUGAAGGAUACAAAUGGAGCUCGGAGGUCUUACCACUUAGUCUGAAUGUGACAGAGCUCAAAGUUGUUACUCUCGAAAAUGGGCAUGAAGAGCCGUCUAAUGUUGGAGCUGAUAUUGAAAGCGCGGCUGUUCCGAAUAGAUGUUUGGACAUCGAAAGGGAGGAUCAGAGCAAAGGUGUUGCUCCCAAGUAAGGCCAGUCUAAAGCUUCUAAGCAUGAGCGCUCCUUGUCCUAAAUAUCGAUUUGAUAUACAAUAGAUUGUGUAUCAUAGGAUUGAUGAUGACGUUGGGGGGAAAAUGUGCGCAAUUUUAAACACAGACUGGUAAUGCCAAAUUUUCGAGCCAGCUUCAGCAUUAGUCUCUGUUCCUCUCACUAUCUGCAAAAAUGACGUCUUCAUUGCAAACAGCCGAUAUAAAUUCUCAUCUCUUUCACCACAAUCUCCGAACCAUCCCACUCUUCUUUCUGAUAUCAAUGUUUUCAGUUAAUACUAUGUACUCCAUAAACCGUUGGCAAUAAUCGUGUCUUAGAUUGAGUGAUUAUUUACGACAAAAUAUGAUGUGAAGAGCCCUAAUGACUCGUGGUGGCAAGAUGGUUAGAAACGUCUGGUAGCUUACUGCGAGUUGCAACAAGUAUGUAAAAACAUAAAUCUGCAGCAUUUGAUGCACUGUACAUCAUUCUGUUGCUCUAGUAUGACACCAUGAACA